GACAGAUACGCUGUCAACAGCUGAUAGACGUAAAGGCUUUGACAUUUAGCCGUAAACAGCGGUGAAAUGUGUGUGAAGUUAAAUGAAUCAGUCAGCUGUUGACUAAUGAGUUUUCUGUAUUUAAAAAUUCAUGAAAGAUUGAAAUCCUUCACAAGAAAGUUGGUGUUUCGUCAACAUUAAACAAAAUGCGUCCAUCAUUUUCAUCGUUGCUCUACAAAUUCAAUUCAACAAAGUGGUUGGCAUUCCCGCUGCACAGAAAGUAUUGUGUAAAUAAUGUGGUUACAAACAAUGGAACACGGAAUAAAAGUAUUCACAGAAAUUUCAAUUAUAUGAUGAAUCCAUUGGAAGAAAUCAUGAACACAGUGCCACCCGAAUCGGAAGCGCUUAGCCCGGACGAUACGUUGAAUAUAUGGCGACAAUUAGGUGACGCGUCACGAGCAAUAUCAUCAUCUUCAACAGCAUCAUUUAAUAUUGUUGAGCAUACGAAUUUUGCCAUUCUUCGUCGGGCAAUGAAAGUUUCAAUGCCAUAUUUUAAAACCACCGACCAAUUUGAUAUUCUCAAGGCAAUUCAAACACUGUCCGUGCCAACGAAUGAUGAUGUUUACGAUACAAUUCUGUCUUCGUUAUUGGAUAACGUUUAUAGUAUGUCACUCAAUGACAUUAUGGUAAUGGAUUCGUUUUUCGUAUCGAAGCAAACGAAUCCACUGGCUAGGGAAUUGCAUCACACUUUAAUCGAUCGAUUCAAUGCUAAAACGAGUCAAUUUCCAGUCGAAUUCAAUUAUUUCGUCAAAGUCCGAAGAAUGUUACAGUUCAUCGGAAGAAAUCGCCAAAAAAUAAUUGAUGAGGCUUUUGAAAACAUACGGAAUUGUGCAAUCAAACGAGAAAUCGAUAUUUUUACCGCGAAUGAGUCAAUGAAAAUUAUCAUAACUCUAUCACACUUUGGCGAUAAAUGCGAAUAUUUUCAACCAGUAUUAGAUAAGGCAUUUGAUGUUUGGUCAACAAGCAAUGUUACAAUUCGAAUGGUUGAGACGGUUCUGACGUUUUUGAAUAAAAGAAUUCAAACACUAAAUCGCCUGUAUAGAGAUACGCGGCUAAUUGAGAAAUGUGCACGGGUUGUCAUUGAAAAUGGUGAUUUGGAAAAAUGCUUCAUCAUUCAACAGCAAUUCAAUCGACUGGAAUUCAGUAGUAAACAACUGAUCGACUUUUUGCUUAGGAAUUUGAGUGACACAGCGGUGAAGGAGAAUUUCGUUCGAAAUUCGAUGAAAAUUUGUAUAGCAUGUGAUGUGGCCAAUUACAGACCGCCACUUUUCGAAGAUCUACUUCCCACUUUGGCAACGAUGAAUUUCCAUCAACAGUUGGACAUUCGAUUGAAUUGGCCGAAAUUUGCACUUCGACUGAAUAGCCUUGGAAUUUAUCAUGAACCCUUAAUUCAGGAGAUUUUGAAGCGGAGGUCAUAUUUUGAGUCAUUUGAUAAGAGCAGCAUGCAAGAUUUAGAGAAUCUGCAUAUGAAUAAACUCGUUAAUGCCGCACCACUUUGCAAUUAGUUACCUGAUUUGAAAAAAAAAUUCGGGCCAACAUAUCCGUUUGUUGAUGCAUGCCAAUGAUAGUGACGUUAUCCCAUUGCUGAUGAAAAUAGACGUUCAUUCCAAACGAUUCGUACCUUUUGCAGACACCGAAAUGAAUUCAUUGAGCUCGAUUCAAUGUGAUGAUGAUCAAUGUUUAGUUGCCAUAGUUACUCCUUGCACUGCCGACGUGACAUCCUCACAUCCAAGGGUGACUCCAAUACGUUUAAACUCCACCGAAUGGGUGAAAUUGCUACAGUACAAAACCAUCGACGAAUUUCUCUUCGACAUUUUGAAUCGUUUACAAAAUGAAAAAAUCAAACACGAAACAACGAGUAUUUUUCAGUGAAACAAUAGUUCUUUUUAUUUGUAAAUUUACUUUUUAUAAUAAACAAGAAGUAUUUUGUUUUUGAACGUUA
Sitodiplosis mosellana (orange wheat blossom midge) is the source of this 1981-nucleotide messenger RNA. RefSeq lists its product as uncharacterized. The transcript has 6 exons. Bases 186 to 1544 code for a protein of 452 amino acids. Lineage: Eukaryota; Metazoa; Arthropoda; Insecta; Diptera; Cecidomyiidae. The record is from RefSeq and is a predicted model, not a curated record.